Biomphalaria glabrata is the source of this 5194-nucleotide messenger RNA. RefSeq names its product glycine N-acyltransferase-like protein Keg1. The transcript is spliced from 6 exons. NCBI's taxonomy places the organism in Eukaryota, Metazoa, Mollusca, Gastropoda, Planorbidae. Gene Ontology annotation, cellular component: mitochondrion. Gene Ontology annotation, molecular function: glycine N-acyltransferase activity. The record is from RefSeq and is a predicted model, not a curated record. The coding region runs from base 209 to 1225 and encodes 338 amino acids.
UAAAUAAGUAGCAUUUGUAGAGCUAAUUUAAAAUUGGAUCUUUAUUUAGAUCUAGCAUAUAUCUAGUCGAGUCUCUGCCUAGAAAUAGAAUAUAUCAAGUUCUUAUUUUUUUAAAAUCAAGACUAAAAAUUUAUACGAUUCAUUCACAAGAUUAAUGAUCUAAUCUCUGCUUGUGGUCCCGUCUUACAAGAUUAAAGUCUCUGCAAAAAUGUCAGUUAUGUUCCAAGUUUUGACUCAAGAAGAAACAGAGGAUCUUCGAUGGGAACUUCAUUCACAGUUGCCAGGAUCUGCUAAAAUUUAUUACAUAUUGUGCAAUCAUCUGGACAAUUUGUUAACUGGAUUUGAAGUUAUAGUUGAUCAGUGGCCCCACUGGAAUUGCUUGAUUCUCAGGCCAGAGUCACCUGACUUGGUACCAACAUACUUCAGAAAUUACUACAUGUGUCACACGAGAAGCACCAAAGACUUCAAGUUUUUUAUACAAAGACCAUGUGUGGUGGACUGGAAGAUGCCAGCUAUUUUCACCGGUGUUCCUUAUGAUGUUGUGGGACUUAUUCAGGAAAAAAGUAGGAAAGAGCUGGGAGAAGUCACAUCAGUUGAGCACAGGUUCAUGUAUGCUUGGACUAAGCCUGAAUCUCCAGAACCAGUACAGGUGCCAAAUGAUCUUCAGCUAACAGUUUUAAAGCGAGAACAUGCUGAAACUGUUUGUGACCACUGGAAGCAUUAUCGAAAGAACGAGGGCCUUGUUGAAUAUUACAGACAGGUCAUUGAAAACUUUGAGAGUAGUGCCAUAGUCACGAAGGAAGGCAACCUUGUGGCCUAUAUAUCCAUGCAGUUCAAUGGGUCAAUGUCCAAUCUGUUUGUGGACCCAGAAUACCAUAGCCAGAAUCUCGGAGUGAUUCUCCUUACUGAUCUGACACGCAAGCUGCUGGCCAAGAAUCAGACUGCCUACGGCUUUAUCAAAACCAAAGAUGCAUCAUUUAUAAAAACAUGCGAAAGCAUAGGGUUUUCUUGGGUUGCACAAGGCAGCAUGUCUUGGGUGCAUUAUCUUCCCAGGAACAUGUUGCUCAAAACAGCAGUCCCAAGAAAAGUGUCAGAAAGUGAGCAAGAUGAAAACUGUAGAGCAGAAAAAGACUUGUUCCUGAAUGCAUUGCCCUUGUCUUGUAACCAAUGCUCUGGGAUCCCAGCCAUUGGUAAGUCUUCAUGUGUACAUGUAAGUUUAAGUUAGAUGAAGACAUUGUUCACUUAGUCAUUGUUGUUAGUCUACUUACUUUGAAAUGCUUACUUGGUUAAUUUGAAUGUGAUAUUUGAUGUGUCCCUUAUAUUUCAAUCCAGUGCACUUUUUAUCCAACAUUUUGUCAUGUUUAACUUGUUCCUUGAAUCAUUUCAAUUUAAUACUUUUUGAAUCUACUUAAGCUGGAGAUGAUGAGCCUUUAUAUUUUUGUUUAUCACAACAUGUAUGCAAAUUGAUUCAACACAAAAUGUUGAAAUGAUGUUAAGAAUGCCAUCGAAAUUAUUAAUACUUUGUGAAUCCUAGAAUAUAGUAAAAAUUAAAGUACCCCUUUCAGACUAUGCGAUCUAUAGGGCAGAUGAUGUAAAGGUCAUUUUAUUUCUAUGGCCCAUGGUUAUUGAGGGUGUCAUGUGGCCAGAACAACGACCAACCGCCUUUACUUUUCCCCCAAAUAAUGUACCCAUUAGAGCUGGGUGGGCUCAAGAUGCACCCAAAGAUCCCGAAAUUAAAAAUCUCAGUCUUCACCGGAUUCAAACCAGGACCUUCUAAAACGUAGUAAAGCAUGAAAAUUAAUCGCAACUUAUUCAGUUGAUGUCUUACUAAUUUAACACACAUCAUGAAAUUUUCUUUCCAACUUUUUCCAUGACAUAAAUUUUAUAGUCAUUUUUUUUAUAUCCAAGUAUGUAAGCGUUAGAGGUACAUGUCUAAAUCAUAAACUUUGUUUCCAUUGUAAUGAGUAUUUGCUGAAAUAAGUGAAGUGACAUUCCUUGUUGCAUAAAUGUAAAUAGUCAUGGUACACUGUAUAGUGAGCAAUAAUUAUAAUACAUUAUUCUAUAGGGAUCUCUUCUCACCAGACAAGACUUAUCAGGUUAAAUUAAUUUCACACCAAGUCAGAUUUGUUUUGACUAAUAAAAAAAGACAACUAUUUAUAUACAAAUGAUUGUGUUCAAGAUAGUUCAUUGCAUCAAUAUUCAUUGUCAUUGUAAAUUUGCUCUUAAUAUUAUUGGUUUAAUGAAAUGAAAAAAAAAUUGUUUUAUUGAGAUUUCUUGAAAAGUUAUCCAAUUACCUGUGAUAAAAUCAUAUAAUAAAUAGAUUAUCAUUUUUUUUUUACACAAUGUCAAAUGCUUUCUGUCAUUGAUUGUUAAAAAGUUUUUGUAAUCUAUUUUUUUAAAAUGCAUACUAAAAACACUUUGUCAGGUCAGGCUGUACAUUUGUAAUGUCUCAUUUAUCCUUGCCUCAUAAGAUUAUACACCUCAUUUGGUGGCUACUGCUUUGUCAGGUCUAGCUGUAAAUUUGUAAUGUCUCGUAUGUUCUGGCCUCAUAAGAUUGUACCCUUCAUUUAGUGGCUACUAUUUUCUGUCACACUAUUUACCUAUUGAGGUUGUUUCUAAAGAAUAUUAAUUUAAUAAAUUGACAGAUAGAUCCUAUCUUGUAUAAUGAGUUGCCCUGAAGAUAAUGUUCAGGCUGAGCUAAAAUGUUUUCAGUUUCUGUUGAAAAAGUAAAAUGUAGAAUAUUUGUGCACACUUCUCUCAAGUUGUGAAUAGUUCAAUCUUUGCUAGAAUUUAAACUUGUUUUUAUAAAGUUAUUUUUAUUGUUAUCAUAUGUACUUCUUUCAUUCCGAUUUUUCAUAGAAACUAUCACUUAGACAUUAUCAAAUGUCAAAUAGUUGUUACUAUUAAAGAGAAACUAUGAAUUAGACCGUAUGAAAUGUCAAACAGUUGUUACUGUUACAGAGAAAUAAUCGAUUAGACCUUAUCAAAUGUCAAAUAGUUAUCACUAAAAAGAUUUCAAUUAUUGCAUGUCCCCAUAUGUUUUUUUUGUAAGCUAUAAUCUCAAUUAAUACAUUGAAAAUAAGAUAAUAUUUUGUUAAAUAAUCAAACAAUAAAAAUUUUUGCUAAGCUAUGUCUUGGUUACUUACUAUCAAAGAAUAAGAGGUUUACAUUUAAUUCUAAAUAUUUAUGCAAAUUGUUUGAAAGAGAUUGUUUCUGAGCAUACUUUAAAAAAAAAACGUUUUAUACAGCGAAAGAAAUUGAUUCGUUUACAAUCAGAAUGUGUGCUGAUAAGGCUUUAGGCUCAGGAUUAGCUAUGGUUAGCUGCCUUCAAAGAAUCUAUCUCUUAAACACUGUUUCUGCACAAUCACUUUAAAAUUUGUCCUACUUUUUGUUAUAUCUAUGUAUAUACUCUUAUUGGUUAGGUGGAUUGCUGACUAUCAUUGCUCGAUUGAACUACCAAUAUUUAAGUUGCUUUAUUAUCCAUACAUAUCAUUGAUUUCUAUUGAUGACAUUUAUUUCCUACAUUGUUUUUAAAAUUUGGAAAGUUGAUUUUGUUGGUUUACUUCUUGUGAAUGUCACUUUUCUCUUUGUUUACUUCUGUCAGCACUGCUUUGUUUUAGAUACAUGCAACCUGUACAGUCUUGAUCUCUUUAUAUUACAUGAUAAACACAGAUUGAUUCUACCAGUCAGUUUCUGUAUGAUCACAGUGCAUGUUUUAAUUAUGUAUUAUAUAUGUGUGUGAAUGUUUAUAAUGUAUAUUCAACUGGAAACAGUUUAUUGGCUAAAAUGACUUCAUGUGCAAUUUUGAGCUUCAAUUCAGGGAUGUUGCCCAUUAUUGUUCAUGAGAAACAAUAGAAGAUGAAGUGAGUGCAAUAUGGCCUGCAAACAUCAUAUUUUCCUACCUCUAGCGUUUAAAAAAGUCUAUUUAAAGACCAGGAAAAUAUUGAAUUUUAUCAUUUUUUUACGUUCAAACCGUGGUCAUGGUAUGGACUACGAAACUAUGUACUCAAGAAAACAGAACUAUUUUCAUAACAAUGAAGAUGUAAUAAUAAAUAUUUCAAAAGAUAACUGAUAGCUAGGUGUGGAUCUAAAUGUCACGAAAUUGUUUUCUGGUUCACUCAUUCUAAUGCAUGCGGUGAUUGUUUUUUGUAAAUACAUUUUUUUUUGACAAGGAAAUUGUUUGGUCGUAAGUUGGUAGGAAGAGAUUUCUAACCACUUACAAGGGUAUUAAAACAUUUAGCUGGUCAUUUGAUUGCCAGGUUUAAAAACAUUAGAUGUAUGUUGUCAAAUAUGUGUAAGUUUUAUUUCCAAAUUGAAAUCUAUGUGCUGGGUAGAGGCCCAUAAAUAUAGACAUAAGAUUUAUAAUUGGCUACUGUAUAGUAUACAUAUAGUUUUACAAUAAUUAUUUUAAAAUGUGGUUUGGAGGGAUUCUAUUUAAUACAGACAUAGAAAUUAUUUUUAUUGGUUUAUUGAGAAAUUAUUUUGAUCCAUUAUGUUGAAUUGGUUAGAACUGCACAAGUGUGAGAUUGUACUUCAUUUUGUUUAAUAACUUAGUCUGGUCAUCAAAAUGUAUUUAAACAUUUACGAAGAUAGUUUUAUUAUUUUUCUUAGUUAAAAAAUGUAAUUUGACGAUGCACAAUUAAAACAUUCCUACAUUUAGUUUUAAGAGAAGCAUUUUAUUUCAGCCUUUACAAAUCGUAAUGAAUAUAUAUAUAUUGUCAGCUCUUUAAGCAGUGAUAGUAAAUGUUGCAAUAUACUUUCCCUUGUAAAUGUCUCAUAAUCGAAAAAAAAAUUUUAAACACAUUUAUUCCUAACAUUGUGUUUUGACAAUUUUGAAAAUUAGUGCAUUAAAAAUAACAAUCCAACGUUACUUGAUAAAUAAAAUGACAUGACCUAGGGUUAUGCAUAAAAUUUACUUAAAAGAAUCCUUUUCUUUUAAAAAUGGACAAACAAAACAGUGUUAAUUUGUAUCUAAUUUUUAUACAUGUAUUUCUUUUUUUUUUAAAUAAUUUAGAUUUUCUACAAUUGGUUUUGGUCAUGUUAACCCUGAAACAGUUGACAGUAAAACAUGCACAAUGCUAUAUACCUGGUAUUAGUGUAGAUUCUGUACUUUAGCGUGUGUAUAUAUGUGUACAACUUUGUACAAUGCUGUACCACAUGUACCCAAUGCACACAAAUAAAUGUUUGAAUUAUA